Molecule: messenger RNA, 1695 nt
Organism: Penicillium brasilianum
Lineage: Eukaryota; Fungi; Ascomycota; Eurotiomycetes; Eurotiales; Aspergillaceae
Source: the annotation of a GenBank genome assembly
UGCUGACACGACUCCAGCUGGAAAAAGCAUUUCUGACUUCCCCGCUGCUGACAUCAUGAAGUUCUUCAUUCUCUCAAAUCAGCCGCCAUGGGAAAAUUAGUGAAACUCCUGGGCUCUGGUAUUGGACUAACGUCCGAAGCCAUCCACGCUGCUCGGUCGCGCUCCCGGUCGCGAUCGGGCCAGCCAUCAUCUUCGGCGAGUGCCAGCAACACCGCUCCUCCAGAGUAUGUUGAGGUUGCUGAUGAUACGGCUGAAGCGCUCAUCCGUAGUGGGCAGGCUGAGCGGGUGGUCAACACCGGCAACGAGAAGCACCCCUCCAAGGCAGCCGAAGCUGGAUACGAUUCUGAAGGCGACAGCUCGGAGUCCGAAGAUCUCGAGGCUCUCGGCCAGGAUGAAGCCGCCUGGGAGCUUGAUGACAUGGCCGAACGUGUGAGGCUGCCUACAUAUGACGAGUCAGAAGCUGCCACCGCUGCAGAGCCAGAGGAUGCGAAGGUCAAGAAGGAGGAGGCAAUGGUGCGCGAGCUGGUUCGAAGGGCCGGAACACCGCCUCAGCCAUCCCAGCGUCUUCUCUGCCCCGUCAUCAUACCCCAGCGCCGUCCUCGAAACAAGGGUCGCGGAUUUGUGCGUGCAUAUGCUCCUGUACUUGCCGAUUGUGGUAUUAGCCAGGAUGUUUUCUUGCAGUUUUUGGAGGAUUGUGACACGGCUAGCAAGGCUUCUCCAUGGAUUGAGGUCGUCUUCGUGGCUGCUACCAUCGUCGGCUUCGUGCCCGAGGUCACCGCACAGAUUGUGAGCACUGUGGUGCAAGUGGUGGCAGGAACAGCGCGGGAAUUGCAGUCGAGAUCUCGUCGCAAUACCUUCCUGGAUCGUGUCAACCAGGACUUGCUCAUGCCUCGCGAGCUAUUUGCCAUGGUUAUGGCAUUCAAAGACGAGAUUCCUGGUCAACAGAGCGGGCCCCUGUACCGACUGUCCAGCUCGAUCGGGAAAACUCUAUUCUCCAGCGAGACACUUGACAUUAAUCAGACGGUCGCCAAGUAUAGCAGCCCGGAUCCGGAAAUGUCCAAGUUGAAGAAGGGUCUGAAGGAUAUACGAUUGGCGAGUGGUCAAACGCGGGGUCAAAUUGAGCUUCCCGAGGCUGCAGAGCUGAUUUUCCCUGAUAUUGACCGAGUCGCAGAAGAGGCCUUGGAGGGUGAAAGCAAAGGAAAGGAGACUGGUGCUCGUGACAAAUUCAAGAAUGCUGGUACUUGGGUCCAAGACUACCUGGACCGCCGCGGACAAGCCUUCUAUGAAGCUGAACACCAAGGAUCCUCCUUGGCUGUCCCCUCGUCCGACCGAAAGUCCAUGGUCUCACGCUACAAUGACCCUAACCAUCCCGCCAACAGCGGCUCAUUGAUCUCACUCAUCACUGGCGGUGCUAUCAACCCGGCAGCACGAAGACAAGCCAGGCGAGAAGCCAAGCAAGACUGGAGAAAUGCCAAGCGUGAAUACAAAGAUGCCAGGCGUGUGGCUCGCGGUCGAGCUCCCCGAGGCCCUCGAAGGGUCAAGCGAAAGGGUCAGCGGAAGACCAUCCUCAAGAAGAUCCUGCAUAAGGACGUAUUGUAUCUACUGAUUGUCAAUCUUCCCAGCCAGGAAGAAGUUCAGCAGUCUGUUACACAGCUUGAACAAGUCAUGGCACAGACUGGAGCACACUAAGUCGCU